Molecule: messenger RNA, 1372 nt
Organism: Tetranychus urticae (two-spotted spider mite)
Lineage: Eukaryota; Metazoa; Arthropoda; Arachnida; Trombidiformes; Tetranychidae
Product: actin-binding Rho-activating protein
Biological process (GO): positive regulation of transcription by RNA polymerase II; positive regulation of Rho protein signal transduction
Cellular component (GO): sarcomere
Molecular function (GO): actin binding
Source: RefSeq, a predicted model, not a curated record
AAUUGUCAUGCCUUAAAAAUGGCAAUAUUAAUUAUCUUUUCAGGCUAAACAUGAUCGGUGUAAACAAUUUCAUCUCUCACUAUUUAAUUAUCAUCGUCAACUCACUUUUCUCGAUCAUCUUCGCCUUCUUUUUUUUGCCAUCAUCUACAUUUUAUUUACACCAUUUGUUUACCUCAAAACUGUGCAUCUCUAGGCUUUAAGACUGUUGCCUUUUUUGCCUUUAAAUCACUAAUUUCCAUUACUUUUACUUUGUUUAUUGUGUUUAAAAUUGAACAUUUAUUUUAACCAACAGUCAAUCCAAUCGUUUAAUCAUUUAUUGAUUCACGGUCAUUUAAGUUGAUCACUUUUAUUGGUUUCAUUUGUUUUCUUGGCAUCUAUACAUUAAAGCUGUUUAUUUUCCCUUCAAUCUCAAGUUUGCCUUUGUUUCUAUUUUCACCAUCGACUAUUCCUACUGGUCAUUAUCAUUGUUUUUUUUGCUUUACUCCAUUAUUAUGGCAAUGAAGGAAACUGUCAACGGAAUUGAUAACAGAAUCGAUAUAAAUAAUAAUAAUAAUAACAAUAAUAAUGAUUCUGAUGAAGAAACGUACGAAUAUGUUUCACUUUCAGAAAGGAUUGCAAGCUACCAAAAGAAACUAGAAGCUGAACAAAGGAAGCUUGAAAAACCAUGUAAAACAAAAUCAGAUUAUGGAAGACCAUUGGAAGGAUCAAAAACUCAAGCAAGAGGAAUCAAAGCUUACGAUACAAUAGCCCAAGAAAUACGUGAUUUGUGUACAUUCAUUGCUAAUAAUGGAACCAAAAAUGACGAUAAUACAAUUACAAUUACGUUUGGUCAACUUUUUGAGUCUUAUGAAAUGUUAUCCAAUAAAUUGGUUGGAAUCUUGUUGAGAGCUUGUAAACAUGGUUUUGUUCAUUUUGAGGGUGAAAUUUUGUACCAAAGACGAGAUGAUGGUGUUGUUAUAACACUAUUGAAAAUGCCUCCAGAUGAUUUCAAAUUGGCUUAUUAACAGCAUCCAAAACAAUUGGCUGGUGACAAAAACAAAGUUAACCAGACGAGUUGUAAAUUGGUGACGACAAAGAAGACAAUAUUGCUGGCAAUUCAACAGCUUAUUAGCAUUGCUUAUUUUUUUCAAUCAACCAACAUAAAGGACUACAGCUAAACAAAAGGGUUUUUCAUCAAGAGAACAAAUUGAAAUUAAUUAUUUUCCAAAUUUAUAAUUCUACGGAUUAUAAAAGCUCAUUUAAAGCUGUGCAACUUUACCUUUUGAAUUACCUCCAAGAAGACACUCACACGUAAACAAAAAUGUCAUUAAACUGGAAAAAAACUGAAUAAUAAACAAUUGAACAUUUGUUCACUUUUCAUUACAAAAAUGAA